This is a messenger RNA of Truncatella angustata, 2607 nucleotides long. RefSeq lists its product as uncharacterized. Gene Ontology annotation, molecular function: DNA binding; DNA-binding transcription factor activity, RNA polymerase II-specific; zinc ion binding. Gene Ontology annotation, biological process: DNA-templated transcription; regulation of DNA-templated transcription. The coding region runs from base 1 to 2607 and encodes 868 amino acids. The transcript has 9 exons. NCBI's taxonomy places the organism in Eukaryota, Fungi, Ascomycota, Sordariomycetes, Amphisphaeriales, Sporocadaceae. The record is from RefSeq and is a predicted model, not a curated record.
AUGUCGAACGACCCGUCUGUACGGAGGCUCCUGCCUCAGAACUCGCAUCUCGGCCAGUUCUCUUAUGCACCGCCGGCUUACCAACAGCCCCGCGAAACCCAAAAGAAUUAUGUAUUCGUGGACGAGCACAACCGGCAUAAGCGACUGAAAGUCAUGAGAGCUUGCGAAGGAUGCAGAAGGAGAAAGAUCAAGUGCGACGCAGCGACAACAAAUACAUGGCCAUGCUCGGCGUGCAUUCGCCUGAAGCUUCAUUGCGUGCGCCCCAAUGGCCAGUACGAUGGUUCUGUAGAUUCUCAGCCUUACGAAACACCGCGAGCCGAUUACGACACCGGUCCAAUGCCGGAUGACUUCAGACAGAUGUCGUCGCAUCCUCAGCCCAUGAUGGGCGGACAGCCGAAAGCCGCCAUGUAUGGAGCUCAAGGACCAUAUACGGAUGGUCAUCAUGUGUAUCAGACCGUGCCUUAUGCGGCUCCACAACCGGCACCGCAUAGUAUGCAUUAUACGACAAUGCCUCCUGUCGGUGUUAUGGAUCACUCGUAUGCACCAGCCAGCGUGUUUCCAACCCCGCCGAUGCAACAUCACCAAGCGCCGCAUUCCGAAUCGUCGCCUGAAUCGUACUCUACGGAUCAAUACGGCCAAGGUAACGACCUGGCUGAUCUACUUGGGUCUCUCAAGAUGGACGAGAGGGGAACCGCUCCCUAUCUUGACAAGAUGUUGGCAUUCAGAAACGUGGAAGAUGAGCCGGUCACUGAAGAUGCUGACGAAGUGUCGUUACCUGCGCCAACAGUUCCAGGAUCAAAGAUUCGUAUUCCGCCAGAAUUGAUGCCAGACGAGGAAACAAUACUCCACUACUUCGACCUAUAUUUCGCGAAUGUGCAUCCCUAUGUUCCAGUCUUGAACAAGGCCCAGUUCUAUCAUCAGUGGCACACGAACCGCGAGUCCAUUUCACCGCUCAUCCUGGAAGCCAUAUUCGCUGUUGCUGGACGUCUUGCUGACGAGCCAGCUCUGGGUCAGCAAUGGAUAGCUUUGGCUUCAAAGCACGCCGACGCAUUCAUGGAUGUGCCGAGGCUGAGCACUUUACAGGCCUUGCUCAUCAUCUUGAAAGCACGCGAGGCAUCCCCAAAGAAAGGUUAUUACUACAGAUCUUGGAUGUCUAUCGUGAACUGCAUCGCCAUGGCUAAAGACCUUGGCCUUGAUGAACACUUUGAAGACCACAAAGCCGGCAGGUCGUGCGGUUGCAGCGCUGCCGAGUGUCUGACCAAAACCCGUAUCUGGCAGACUAUUUUCAUCUGCGAGCUGAUGAUUGGCAGCCCCCAAGGUCGUCAUGAUCUCUCAGUUGAUCUCGAGUCUCUGGACUUCAGUGUUCCGAGGCCUAUUCCUGGUGGUGACGACGCCGAAUACCAUGUCACGCGCAACUUCACCUACUUGGCCCGAACAGUUCGCAGUGUCAGACGAAUGAAUAACGUCUACGCAAGAAUCAAGAGGAGAAAGGAUUGGGGUAUCGAUCCAGAAUUUGUGCAAUUGAACCCCUCAAUGAACUCAUGGCUAAGUGAUCUGCCUGCUGAUCUCUCUGUCACGUUCCCCCCGGAUGGCUCCCCUCCUUGGCUUCCAAAUCAUUUCAUUGGAAACUUGCAUUCAUACUAUUAUCUAGCGGUUCUCAUGCUUCACCGCCCGCAACUCAACUUCUUGGAUCCCAACGGCCAGGAUGGUCAAUGGAAAUCGCACAUGGUUCUCUGCUUGUCAUCAGCCAAGUUGUUGUGUCGAUUGCAGGAGGCUAUGCUUCAAUCAUUUGGUUCGAGUGGUCUACAAUGCAUGCAACGAGGCAUUAGCUUCACCAUCUACGCGGUUUUGACUUGCAUUCCACUUUAUCUCGUUGCCUUGACGUCUCCAGACCCGGACCUGAACUCGGAUGCCAGGGAUUACUUCACGCGCCAUAUGCGUAUCCUGGAGAAAACUAUGGGAUCCUGGCCAAUGCCGGAGAUGGUUAAGCAGAUUGAUGCUGUUCGAGAGGCUUUCUCUGCCAAUCUGAGAAAGCCAUUUGUGCUCAAGCCAAGCUUUCCUUACGGAAGCCCUGCACAAAGCAACAGUACGCCGCCCAGGACCAUCGGUAUCAAGCCUCCCAUGUUGCGGACAAAUUCAGUGGACCAAGUUAGUUAUACCAGUCACCCCAUCACACCACCCAUUUCAGCUGGUCCUGUGGACAACAAGAGUGACUCGUCUCCUGCUAUACAGUCACUAGUCAUGAUGGCUUCCGGCCCGAACUCGCAAGCUCCGUCAAUGCCGCAUGGACUCUCGAUGGCCGAACCACCUACUUGGAACCCAUCACGUAUUUUUGAUCAGUGGAAUUCCACAUUUGGUACGCCCCAGCCAACCUCAGUGCCCCCUCAGUCCAAUUCCCUAAAUGUUCCUCCGUCCUCAGGUACCCCGGAAGUCCCGUCUAUCCAGGCUAUUCAAAACGCAAAUGCGUCUCUUCCAUCUGGUCAGGCAAUGCCUCCCCAACAAUACUCCGCGGCUCCAGUUCAAUCAUUUGUGACUCCAGCUAUGUGGCAGGAGUCUGUUGCCAGUGUGUACGAGGGAGGUAUCAAGAGACAUUGGGAUGCUCGAUGA